ACAGGAGAUGUCUGUGCAUGUGCUGGGGGCAUUGGGGGGAGCCUCUUCCCUUCCUCCCCGGCCGCUACUACACCUACAGUAUUGCUGGCAGCAGCAGCAGCAGCAGGACACAGGAUACAUCACGCAGAACUGGUUAGGCCGCCGCCGCCGCGGCUGCCACAAUGUGACAUUUAGGGAUUGUAGCCCCGCCCGGUGUGUGAGGGGAAGGAGAGGAGUCCGGGCCUCCGCUGCUGCUGAUAGGUGGCUUUGGAGGGUGUCCCUAUGCUGGAGACUUUGUGCAUUGCUGAAAGUUGGCAGAGUCCGGAAUUGGGAGGAAAUACUAUUAUUAUUCAUCCUUACAGCUUUCUAUAGUGUGUGAUCGCCUAUAGGAGUUACACUGGGGAGCCUGCAGGAUACAGCGCCCGGAUCCCGGUCUGUCUCUCACUGUCCGACUGGAGGAUGAGAACAGCUCUCUGACUGCUGUGAGAAGUAAAGAAAACAAAGAUGACUGAAAUUCGUCGGGACAGCACGAGUAGUUUACAAAGAAAGAAGCCGCCAUGGUUAAAAUUAGAAAUACCAUCUGCAACUACCAACGAGGAGCUGACAUUUGUUCAGCCCUUCAAGCGUCAGACAUUUAUAAGAAGUGUGAGUAUGCCAGUUGAGAACACUAGAAUACCUUCGCCUCCCAAUGAGCAGAAGCGGCCAAUCUUACAACGUCAGACCUCAAUCACCCAGACCAUCAAGAGGGGUACAGCUGACUGGUUUGGAGUGAGUAAAGACAGUGAUUCCACUCAUAAGUGGCAAAGGAAAAGCCUUAGACACUGCAGCCAGAGAUAUGGAAAGUUAAAACCACAAGUUAUAAGGGAAAUGGACCUCCCAAGCCAGGACAAUAUAUCGUUGACAAGUACGGAAACACCGCCACCUCUUUAUGUGGGACCAGCUCAGUUUAACAUGCAAAAGAUUAUAGACCCAUUGGCAAGAGGACGUGCUUUCCGAAUGGUGGAAGAGACGGAUGGCUACAGUAUGCCACAUACACCAAUUACACCUGGCGCAACUUCUCUCUGCUCAUUUACUAGCUCCAGAUCUGGAUUCAACCGAUUUCCCAGAAGACGGAAAAAAGAGUCUGUAGCCAAAAUGAGCUUUAGGGCAGCAGCAGCACUUGUAAAGGGACGCUCAGUAAGGGAAGGUACUUUACGAAGAAUACAAAGACGGAGCUUCACGCCAGUUAGUUUCCUAGAAGAAGAUACUAUGGAUUUUCCAGAUGAAUUGGAUACAUCAUUUUUUGCCAGGGAAGGAGCCCUUCAUGAAGAUAUGUCAAGUUAUCCUGAUGAGGUCUUUGAAUCUCCAUCGGAGGCUGCAAUCAAAGAAGCUGAUCAGACGGCAACAACAGAAGAUGGCGUGGAGCGCACAGGAAGUGCUUUGGAUAAGAGCGAAUUAGAAAAAAGUCAUUUAUUGCUACCAUUGGAAAGAGGAUGGCGUAAGACAAAAGAAGGACAUCUCAUACAGCCAAAGGUCAGACUGUGCCAGGAAGUGGUCAGUGUCGGUCCCCAGAAACGAGGGCAACGCAUAACUAUCCCAGUGAAGAAACUGUUUGCAAAGGAAAAAAGGCCAUAUGGUCUUGGAAUGGUUGGAAGAUUAACAAACAGAACGUAUCGCAAGAGAAUAGACAGCUAUGUGAAAAGACAAAUCGAAGAUAUGGAUGAUCACCGGCCAUUCUUCACUUACUGGAUUACAGUUGUACAUCUUCUCAUCACAAUCUUGGCUGUAUGCAUAUAUGGUAUUGCACCUGUUGGAUUUUCCCAGCAUGAAACUGUAGAAUCUGUUCUACGAAAUAAAGGAGUCUAUGAAAAUGUUAGAUAUAUACAACAGGAAAACUUCUGGAUUGGACCAAAUUCUGAAGAUUUAAUACAUCUUGGAGCAAAGUUUUCCCCAUGCAUGAGACAAGACCAGCAAGUGCACAAUUUAAUUCAGAUGAAGAGAGAAAAAGAGAAACAUUCUGGGUGUUGUGUGAGAAAUGACAAAUCUGGCUGUAUUCAGACCUCAGAAGAAGAGUGCUCGUCUACCCUUGCUGUAUGGGUGAAAUGGCCUUUUCAUUCCAGCACCCCACUGCUGGCAAAUAAGAGUUUUAGGCAUUAUGGAUCGGUUUGCCGCCAGGACCCCAGGUUUUGUGCUGAACCUGCUUCUGUGCCUCCACACGAGUGGCCUGACGACAUCACAAAGUGGCCGGUGUGCACAAACAGCACAAAUGGAAGUUAUCCCAAUCAUCUUCAUAUGAAUUGUGAAAUAACAGGCAGGCCCUGUUGUAUUGGAACAAAAGGAAGCUGUAAAAUAACAUCCAGAGAAUACUGCGAUUUCAUGAAAGGACACUUUCACGAAGAGGCAACUUUGUGUUCGCAGGUACAUUGCAUGGAUGAUGUGUGUGGCCUACUGCCAUUCCUGAACCCAGACGUUCCAGACCAGUUUUAUAGGUUGUGGCUUUCUCUUUUCCUUCAUGCCGGGAUCUUGCACUGUUUGGUUUCCAUCUGCUUCCAGAUGACAAUACUUCGAGAUCUGGAAAAGUUGGCAGGCUGGCACAGAAUCUCCAUUAUUUAUAUUUUAAGUGGGAUUACUGGAAAUCUUACCAGUGCUAUUUUUCUGCCCUACAGAGCGGAGGUUGGACCGGCUGGAUCUCAGUUCGGAAUCUUGGCAUGCCUUUUUGUAGAGCUUUUUCAAAGUUGGCAGAUUCUGGAACGGCCAUGGAGGGCCUUCUUCAAGCUAUUUGCUGUUGUCAUCUUCCUAUUCACGUUUGGCCUUCUUCCAUGGAUUGACAAUUUUGCUCACAUUUCUGGCUUUAUUAGCGGUUUCUUUUUAUCUUUUGCAUUUCUUCCUUACAUUAGCUUUGGCAAGUUUGACAUGUACCGAAAAAGGUGUCAAAUUAUUAUUUUUCUACUCAUAUUUUUUGGACUUUUCUCAGGACUAGUGGUUUUAUUCUAUGUUUAUCAUAUCAAGUGCGAAUGGUGUGAGUACCUAACCUGUAUUCCGUUCACAGAUAAAUUCUGUGAGAAAUAUGACCUUGAUGCACAACUUCAUUGACACUUUAUAACUAGAGAUUGAAUUUUUAUACAAACCAUAUUUGAGUCUUUUCUAUGUUUUACAGAUAUGGCGUUACAUUGUUAUUAUUAAAGGUACUGAAGGAAUAACAUAGCCAUUUUAUCCCACAAGCUGCUGAGUUUAAAUUACUGAGUAAUUAACCUUAUUGAUGCAAUGGUCAAGAAGUGACAGGUAUACGGAAAUGAUCGUCUUUUGCUGUGGGAAUUGAAAUAUUUUUUCUAUAUAGCCAUAUUAAAGUAUAUUCUUAAAAGUGCACAUUGUUAAUUUAAACUGUAAAUAUAGUAUUUGAUAACCUUUGCUAAAAUGUGUCUCAGAUGAUUUUACUGUCUGAAAGCAGAACUAUUGUUUCUUUGUUCACUUUUUUGAACGACAGUGUGAUGUCUUUUUGAUGGACUAAUUCAAUUAUUUGGGUUUUUUAAAAAUAUUUUUGUCCUGCAGGCACUACUGUAGUAAUUGACUACAGGGUAGCGUUUUAGCUACCUUAUCUGUAAUAAAAAAUAUUGAAUAUUGAGUAUAGCGUUUCUUUUGCCUAGUUCUUUGUAUACACUCCCACCUUUACUGGUAAAG
Messenger RNA from Pseudophryne corroboree (corroboree frog), 3636 nucleotides. It is a transcript of the gene RHBDF1, whose product is annotated as rhomboid 5 homolog 1. Lineage: Eukaryota; Metazoa; Chordata; Amphibia; Anura; Myobatrachidae. The transcript is spliced from 18 exons. Gene Ontology annotation, molecular function: serine-type endopeptidase activity. Gene Ontology annotation, biological process: regulation of protein secretion; regulation of epidermal growth factor receptor signaling pathway. Gene Ontology annotation, cellular component: endoplasmic reticulum membrane. The record is from RefSeq and is a predicted model, not a curated record. Bases 484 to 3051 code for a protein of 855 amino acids.